ACAAUAAUGGAAGCACCUUUAAUUUCUUCAAAAAAAAAAAAAACGGGGGGUCAAGCAACCACCCCUUCUCGGUUCACUAUAAAGAACCUUACACGCAGCGCGGAUAAAAAGAAGGACGAAGAAAAACCGGUGACUUGCAGCACCAUUGCAAAGUUCCAUGUUGGAUCCAAGUCCAUAAAAAGGCACAGAUUGGUCCUCAAAACUUUCACAUUCAAGUCCCAUUCUCAAAUACCGGACUAUCUUGAAAGCCAAGCGCGUGAUCCCAUGAUGGAAGACAGCGCAACCAUCUUAGCCGCACUCUCCACUCUCUCUCCUUCCCAACUCUCCCGUCUCUCUCUCUCCCUCCUCUCCGCCACCCACCGCCACAACCUCCGCCUCUCCUCCGUCCUCUCCUCCCCCUCUCUCUUCUCCUCCACCCUCCGUCAUCUCCGCUCUCUCUCCCUCCCCCACAAGUACCUCCUCAUCGGCCGCCACCUCCUCUUCUCCCUCCACCGCAUCACCGUCCACUUCCUCUCCGACCCCACCCUGCGGCCGCCCAUCUCCACCGCCAUUCGACAUACUGAUCUCGACGCUGUUCUCCUCCUCCUCUUUCUCUGCGAAACCCACCAACACAAUCCCACAGUCCUCGAGGAGAAUUAUUCAGAUUGGCGGGUCAGCUUGUGUAAUCUUUUCUCUCAUGAGUUGUUGACAGCUGCUUAUUCUCCCGUGGGAACCUGUACUUGGACAGCUCUGGCUCCUUACGUUGACAUGGUGAGUCGGAGCUGGAGACUUGUGAGGGUGAGCUGCCGCGGUGGGAAGAAGGGGGCGUCGGCGGAGACCCUGGUGGAGCUUCCGACGGUGGACUUGAAGGAGGGAGGGAGGGAGUGUGUGAUAUGUAAAGAGGAGAUGAAGGUAGGGAGGGAUGUGUGUAAAUUACCGUGCGAGCAUUUGUUUCACUGGAGGUGUGUAUUGCCGUGGCUGAAGAACAACGACAUGUGCCCUUGCUGUCGGUAUCGGUUGCCGUCCGAUGAUGUCUUCGGAGAGAUCCAACGGCUCUGGGAAAUGUUAAUCAAACUGGGUGCCAAGCAAAGCCUGGUUUAGUCAUGAACGCCAUCAACUUUCACAGCAUACAUGCAUACAUCCAUACGAGGAAGACGGACAAUGAUGUGGCCACGGACAAUGUCAAACUGUCAAAGCCUCUUUUUUUUUUUUUUUAUCUCUAUAAAUGCAUUAUGUUUAAUUAAUGGCAGUAUCAUAAAUGGAUAUAGGCAAAAGCCUUAUAACU
This is a messenger RNA of Prosopis cineraria, 1264 nucleotides long. RefSeq names its product E3 ubiquitin-protein ligase SGR9, amyloplastic-like. The transcript has a single exon. Gene Ontology annotation, molecular function: ubiquitin protein ligase activity. Lineage: Eukaryota; Viridiplantae; Streptophyta; Magnoliopsida; Fabales; Fabaceae. Gene Ontology annotation, cellular component: cytoplasm. Bases 7 to 1080 code for a protein of 357 amino acids. Gene Ontology annotation, biological process: protein ubiquitination. The record is from RefSeq and is a predicted model, not a curated record.